Molecule: messenger RNA, 1182 nt
Organism: Nematolebias whitei (Rio pearlfish)
Lineage: Eukaryota; Metazoa; Chordata; Actinopteri; Cyprinodontiformes; Rivulidae
Gene: ccbe1
Product: collagen and calcium binding EGF domains 1
Exons: 11
Coding region: 1-1182 (393 amino acids)
Molecular function (GO): calcium ion binding
Source: RefSeq, a predicted model, not a curated record
AUGAGAGCCCACAGGAGUCCCCUGCUGCUCACCGUCACCUGCAUGUGCUUCUCCGGAGCUCUGCUCUGGUCCUACCAGCAGGAGGACGUCAGUGAAGGAGGGAAGUGCUCAGAAAAUAACAUUUCCACCACAAAGUACCCGUGCGUGAAGUCGACUGGAGAAGUUACCACGUGCUACAGAAAACAGUGUUGCAAGGGCUUCAAGUUUGUGAUGGGCCACUGCAUUCCUGAAGACUAUGAUGUAUGUGCUGAUGCCCCCUGUGAGCAGCAGUGUACUGACCAUUUUGGUCGAGUGGUGUGCACGUGUUACCAAGGGUUCCGUUAUGACCGUGAGCGCCACAGAAACCGUGAGAAGCCGUACUGUCUGGACAUUGAUGAAUGCGCAGAUAAGAACUCCAGUGCAUGCGCUCAGAUCUGCAUCAACACUGCAGGGAGCUUUAGGUGUGAGUGUGAGAAAGGCUAUUUCCUGGAAGAAGAUGGAAAAACAUGCACCAAGGGCGAGAGAGCAGUCCAUCUCUAUGAGAAGUGUGAUAAUUUAAUGAGUGCUGGAACUUGCUCAGCCACAUGUGAAGAUUUCCUCCAGAUCAAGAAGUCAGUCCUGCAGCUAAAGCAGAAGAUGGCCCUGCUGUCAAAUAGUGCGGACAUCCCUGUGCAGAUGACCAAUGAAAAUAUCUUGACAUCACCUGUAUUUUUACCAGGGCCUUCAGGUUCCCCUGGACCUCCAGGAGACACGGGACCUGUAGGUCCCCAAGGACUGAUGGGACCCCCUGGUCCACCUGGUCCCAGAGGUUUUAUGGGGCCCAUUGGACCCACACCAGAUCUGUUCCACAUCAAACGUGGCCCUCGAGGACCUGUGGGAUCUCCAGGAGCACCAGGGAGGAAUGGUCUGAAGGGGGACAGAGGAGCUCCUGGACCUGUUGGACCACCAGGCACCCCAGGCUCCUUUGACUUCCUGCUUCUGCUGAUGGCAGAUAUUCGCAACGACAUAGCUGAACUGCAGAGCAAGGUGUACGGUCAGCCAGUGAACUCCCCAGAGGACAUUCCUUCUGUCCUCGAUAGCUGGAGAGACACGCAGGACAGUGAGGACACAGGCUCAGGAUUUGAAUAUAAAGACCCUCCACCUCGUAGCCGAGGGUCCAGGAGGAGCAGGAAGAGAAAUCCAAUACGAGACAGAAGAAACUGA